Bipolaris maydis ATCC 48331 is the source of this 324-nucleotide messenger RNA. The record is from RefSeq and is a predicted model, not a curated record. NCBI's taxonomy places the organism in Eukaryota, Fungi, Ascomycota, Dothideomycetes, Pleosporales, Pleosporaceae.
AUGGUCUAUCAAUCUGAUUGGUUUGUUUCUGUUGGUAGUGACGUUAAUGGCGGGGCUGACCGGCAUCACGGUGGCAUUAUUGCUACACUCUUGGGUUAUUGUCUUGGCCACCUCGUAUGCCAUGCUUAUGAAGCUCUCGAGCCUCCAGCCGCAGAAUUGACAGUCAAGUUCAAGAAGCCAAUCACUACGCCUAGUGUUUUCAUGGUGAGAGCCAAAGUCAAUAAAGAAAUGGAAGGUGGGUGGGUUGAGGAUGGCCAUGGGACCGUAUUCGCUGAGGGCUCCGCAACAUAUGUCUUUACAAAGAUUGAAGAGGCUAAGCUUUAG